Messenger RNA from Phalaenopsis equestris, 1179 nucleotides. RefSeq lists its product as uncharacterized. The record is from RefSeq and is a predicted model, not a curated record. NCBI's taxonomy places the organism in Eukaryota, Viridiplantae, Streptophyta, Magnoliopsida, Asparagales, Orchidaceae. Bases 1 to 1041 code for a protein of 346 amino acids. The transcript is spliced from 11 exons.
AUGCAGAGGAUAGCUUUUGGGUACAUUGUUGCUGCCGUCUGUGAAAUAUGGUUUUCAAAUUCCCUGAGGAAUGCAGGCCACAUAGGUGUCUUUUUCAGAAACUAUUUUAUUCAUUGGUUAUUUUUGGUCUCACUAGCUGGAAUAUACCUGGGUCUGCUAUAUGGUUUGUAUGUACCAGAUUGGCAAUUUGAAGUUCAACAGUCUGUUCUGUCAAAUGUUUAUAGGAAUGAUACUUAUAUUAUUAAAAAGGUUAAGUGUGGGGUUAGAGGUGAUCUCGGACCGGCAUGUAACUCUGUGGGAAUGAUUGAUCGCUAUGUUCUUGGCAUUGAACACCUAUAUAAGAAAUCGUUCUACAGAAAUCUAAAGGUUUGUCAGAAUACUGAAGGUGGCGACUUCUCAGAUAACUCAGCUUCAUGGUGUCAAGCACCAUUUGACCCUGAAGGGAUUUUAGGAUCCUUGAUGGCUGCGGUGACUUGCAUCCUUGGGCUUCAAUAUGGUCACAUCCUUGUGCAUUUGGAGGAACAUAAGGAUCGCUUCAAACUUUGGUUGCAACUUUCAGUUUCAAUUUUCUCAUUUGGUUUAUUUCUUAAUCUUAUAGGUGAUCCCCUGAACAAACAGUUAUACACUAUCAGUUACGCUCUUCUAACAACAGGCUCAGCUGGCCUCACUUUUUGUGCUUUGUACUUUCUGGAACAUAAGGAUCGCUUCAAACUUUGGUUGCAACUUUCAGUUUCAAUUUUCUCAUUUGGUUUAUUUCUUAAUCUUAUAGGUGAUCCCCUGAACAAACAGUUAUACACUAUCAGUUACGCUCUUCUAACAACAGGCUCAGCUGGCCUCACUUUUUGUGCUUUGUACUUUCUGGUGGAUGUUGGGGAACACCGUGGCCUCACAUGUAUUUUGGAAUGGAUGGGUAGACAUUCUCUGAGCAUCUUCAUUCUUGUGCCAUCCAACCUUGCUGUCAUUGUUCUUCAAGGAUUUUACUGGAGAAAUCCCAAUAACAACAUUGUUCAUUGGGUCUUAUCCAUUCUUGUUCAUAAGUAACUUGAAAAGCCUCGAUGUAGACCAGCAUGCAUUCUCACAGUUACCGUUAAAUACAUUGUAAUUUUGUUGUAUCACUUGCCAUUUAUGAGUUAAAUAUCUGAAUGUUAAAAUAUUGAUGUAAUGGGCUUCUUUUUUUAA